GCGGGGGGCAUCGGGCAGGCGGUCGAGGCGCCCGCCCGCGCUUUCCUUCUCCAGGCGUGUCUCGAGGGCGGCGGGACUCAGGGCCGCCAUUUGGGGCGGCGGCGGCGAUACUCAUUGAUUAGAUUUAUUUCCUGCCGGUUUCCUUUUAAAUGAGUCAGAGCAGCCACAACAACCCUGUGAGGCCUCAUAGAACAGAACUAUAUCAAGAUAUCCCACCAACAUGCUGGCCUAUUGUGUAUUCUCCAGAUUACAACAUUACAUUUAUGGGAUUGGAGAAACUACAUCCCUUUGAUGCCGGGAAAUGGGGGAAAGUAAUAAAUUUCUUGAAAGAAGCAAAACUAAUUGCAGAUGAUGUGAUUGUACAAGCCCGAGAAGCAACUGAAGAAGACCUUUUGGUUGUUCACACAAGACACUAUUUGAAUCGAUUAAAGUGGUCAUUUGUUGUGGCUACAAUUACAGAAAUCCCACCUGUUCUUUUUAUGCCCAACUUCCUUGUUCAGAGGAAAGUGUUGAAGCCCCUAAGGACACAAACUGGAGGAACAAUCAUGGCAGGGAAACUGGCCAUUGAGAGAGGAUGGGCAAUCAAUAUUGGUGGUGGCUUUCAUCAUUGUUCAAGUGAAAAAGGUGGAGGAUUUUGUGCAUAUGCUGAUAUCUCGUUGGCCAUAAAGUUUUUAUUUGAAAGAAUAGAAGGUGUUUCUAAGGCAACUAUUAUAGAUCUGGAUGCACACCAGGGAAAUGGCCAUGAAAGAGACUUCAUGGAGGACAGAAGAGUGUAUAUUAUGGAUGUUUAUAACAGGUAUAUUUAUCCAGGAGAUGGAUUCGCUAAACGUGCUAUAAGACGGAAAGUUGAAUUGGACUGGGGCACAGAAGAUGCAGAAUAUCUCCAAAAAGUUAGGACACAUGUGGAAGGAGCAUUGAAUGAAGUGAAAUCAGACAUAAUUAUUUAUAACGCUGGAACAGAUAUUCUAGAUGGUGACCCCUUAGGAGGCCUGGCUAUUUCACCUCAGGGCAUUAUUGAAAGGGAUGAAAUUGUGUUUAGAGCUGCCCGAAAACACGGCAUUCCUAUUCUGAUGGUGACAUCGGGCGGCUACCAGAAAAGGACAGCGCGGAUUAUUGCGGACUCUCUUCUCAACUUGCACAGUUUAGGGCUUAUUGGCAAGGAGCUCGCAGCUGGUGAACCGGAAAGGUGGAAAUGAUGGGUAGAGAACAUGAGGAACGUCAGUUAACAAAGUAGAAUUUGUGAAUUAUUGUAUAAUGUUCAGGCAACUCUAAUUGUUUAAUAUUUAAACCAAGAGACAAGGAAUAUCCCCAGUUCUCAUAGAAUUAGUAUACACUAAUAGCAAAGGAUUUUUAAGUUGCCCAUACUUACAGUCCCACAAGGAAAAUCAGUGGGUGCUUCUUACUGCCUUCUCCAACAUUUUCAGAUGCUACUUGGUUAAUACGGAUCUAAUAUCUGGGCAUGGCUGUUCUUCUGUGGUCAGAGCAUGAAAGUGCUAACAGCCCUGCUUACCUUACAGUGGUCUAUUUCUUUGUUGACUAAAGGAGCACCUUUGUUGAUUAACGGAUAUAACAAGUUCUUCCAGCGGAUAAAAGAAUGUUUUAAACCCCAGAGCAAAAGUAUUUUGAGGAGGAGCGCCAGGAUGCUGCCAGCCUAAGAAAAGGAAGUAACGUGUGUGGAACUGCAGCAUUUCUGCCAUUCCAAAGUACAUCUCUAGGAGGAGAGCCGCAAUCCAGUUUGAGUGUGAGGAUUUGGGUUAUCAACAUAAUUCUAUAUAAUUCUCAAUAACUGAUUAAGCUUCACUGAGAAUGGGGGUUUAUCUUACCCAUAUACUUUAGUGUUCCUGAGCAUUAGAACCUUUUAUUCAACGUACCAAAAUGGCAAGGAAGGGAUCUUUCUUUCCUCCCCAUAACGGUACAUGAAACAUUACUUAUCUUUUUGCUUUUGUAUUUUACAGCUGAAAAUCUGGGAUUUUAUCAAUGCUUUUUGAUCUGUUUCAAAAGACACAGUGGAUAUUAUGUCAGUAAAAGUUCAAACUGGCCAUAUAACUAAAGUGCACAGAAAAAGUACCAUUUAAGUUCCAUGGAAUCUGUGCGCGAUGCUAAAAAAGUUCAACUAAAUUCAUGAGGACUUGUGGAGUGAACAGACUUCUGCACUGCGCUUACCAAGAUUGAAUUUGGUAACAUCUGAUUUUGAUUAUAUUAAUGUUGACAUGAUAUAAAGUGGUAUUACUACGUAUUUCACUAUGUAUGGCUGUGAAAGCUGGUAGGAAGAAAAUCGAUGAGCUUGAAACAUGGUGAGGGAGGAGAAAUUUAGGAUUAUCCUUGCCUAGCAGAAAGACACACAAGUGGGUCCUAGAACAAAUCAAGCCAAAGCAGAAGUGGCAAAACUGAAGCUGCCACAUCAUGAGAAGGUAGGACUCACCUGAGAAGACAACAACAGGCAGACCAACUUUGAGAUAGAGCUUACCUGAGCUGGGCUGUCAAAAAUAGGACAUUUAGAUGGCAUUCAUUCAUAGGGUUGCUGUAACUUGGGGAUGACUUGAUGGCACAUAACUAGUGUAUAUUAUGAAUAUUGUUGAAGUUCCAAAACACAUGUAAGAUGGUAAAUUAAAUUGAUGUACAGGGAAUACGAAUGUAAAUAUUACAAUUUUUACUCACUAAUUUUUAGAACUAUAUGCAAGUUUUUCCUGUUGACAUAGGGCAUACUCAAAGUUUCUUUUGCAUCUAUGAGUGAAGGUACAUAUUAUAAAAGGGAGUGGCUUUUAAAGGUUUUGGUACUUUCUAAUGGAUUAAGCUUUAUAUGAAAAAUAAUGGAAUAUAGACUCUGAAUCAGUUUGGGAAUAGAGUCUCAGAGAAACCAGCUUUUAUCAACUUUGUGUGUAAGGGCAGUUGAAAAUAAUUGCUAAAAUACAAAGGCUGCCAUACUAAUGUUGUGAUGAGCAUCGAUUAGUUGUUCCAGAAUUGAUGAAAUAAACUCUCUCUCCAGCCCUUCUCUAAAGGAAUGUUUUGAAGUGGUACUUUUCAGCAAAUGCAUCUAGCAGGGGUGGAGGGUUCCCUCUCUGGGCUGCCAGCUCCUCCGCCUGCGUGGGAGGAGGGGGCGGUCAGCCUCCCCUCCCAGCAGUCUCCACUGCCCCGCUUCUCAGCUGAGUGGCAAGAAAACAGCUGAAGCAUGGGGUUCAGUGGGCUGUGGAUUCCCCCUUCCCUCAUUUCUAAACUGAUUUCUAGUGAUCGUCUGAGCAGUGGGAUGGAGAGAUGAGGUUUAAACCACCCUGCUGUUCCUCUGAUGGCUGAAAAAUAGCUGAGGGGGCACCAGGGACUGAAUGUUGGUGUAUACAUUUGGCUUUGGACCUGGCCAGUGAUGGAUCUGCCCCUCAAGGGAAUCUGGCCCUUGAGCGGGGGGUGGGGGGGGGGCGGGGGAGGAAAGGUUCCUUGUCCUGGUAUGUAUAAUUGUUCUGUCGGUUUUGUAAAUAGAUAACUAAGCCAAAUCAAAUACAGUCGACUUUGGAAACUUGUCAGCAUACUCGGUUUAACAGGAAUUUUGCUGCCGAUUGUUCUUAAAUGGCUGUUUUGCACAAAAUGCUGUUCUUUGACUUUAAAAACAUACCAGAUGCCACAGGAGAGAGCCAUUGUUUGGUUCCUAGAUGUACAGUGCUAAUUUAUGAUGAGGUUAAAAGAUAUAGUGUAUCUCACUGACUGAAUAAGCUUCUUGUGGUACUUGAGGUAAUCUUAGGAUGUAAUAGACAUAGUGAAGCUCAGUUAAUAAUAGUUCUUCACCUGAGCCCAAUAGUUACAGAAAAAUACCUAACUUGUUCUGAAUGUUUUUCUUUUCUCUGGAUUAGUAAUAAAUGGCAAUACUGUUUUCAAAAAGCACUUUUUUCUAAUGAGAAUGUUUCAAGCACUACUGAGACGUAAUGUUUACAUUGUUUAAUGUGUUCGCUAGCAUUCUUAUAAUUUGGAAAAAAUACAUAAUGCUUAUAUUUGUAUUGAGUUCGAACACUGAAACGUCAUGUGACUAAAAAUCUGAAGAUGUUUAAUGCUCUUAUUUAUGGAUACAAUUAAAGCAAUGCUAAUUUUUUCCUU
Messenger RNA from Varanus komodoensis (Komodo dragon), 4080 nucleotides. It is a transcript of the gene HDAC11, whose product is annotated as histone deacetylase 11. Lineage: Eukaryota; Metazoa; Chordata; Lepidosauria; Squamata; Varanidae. The transcript is spliced from 10 exons. The record is from RefSeq and is a predicted model, not a curated record. Gene Ontology annotation, molecular function: histone deacetylase activity. The coding region runs from base 150 to 1196 and encodes 348 amino acids.